AUGCUGAUGAGAGUCAAAUCUUUGAACACGAUCUACCGAGUAUCUACUCCACUUACUCAUUCGGCUGUAAUUACAGUGCACAUUGAUGAGAAAAAAGACAAGACUUUGGCAAAUAGGAAGUUGCUAAUAUCAACAAUCUGUGAGCUGAUCACCGCCCUCAAAAAGAUAAAAGGAGGUAGGAGUGGUGAUGGACAGAGUGGAAGUCUGACAAAGUUAGACGAAGACAUCAAGAAAGUUUUUUGGAACUUCUUUACAGCUAAAGACGACAAGCAACCCGGAGAAGACAGUGUUGAUGGAGGAGAACAAUUGGCAACAACUGUUAACGAGGCUCCGAUCAGGGUCUCUAAUAUUUUCGAGAGAUGCGACAUAGGUGCUAUUCAGAGAGUGAUAAAGAAGAUGCCCCCGGUUCCCGUCACGAAACCUGGAUCAUUGACAGCCCCCGAGAGUGAACAGAGUGCUGUUCAGAGAAUAGCUUUGGCCAUCCGGAGCGAGCCCCGGGCCCCCGUCGCAAAACCCCCCGUUCAACCGGACACCACACCAGCAGCCGGGCCUGCGCCUCCAACCAGCAAGGUCCGAAAAGACCACAUAUCCAGACUUCAGAAAGAGUCCGAGAGUCGCCUGAGUGAGUUACAGCUAUUUCUAAACAUCAUUUAG
Bolinopsis microptera is the source of this 654-nucleotide messenger RNA. RefSeq lists its product as uncharacterized. The transcript has 6 exons. The record is from RefSeq and is a predicted model, not a curated record. Lineage: Eukaryota; Metazoa; Ctenophora; Tentaculata; Lobata; Bolinopsidae. The coding region runs from base 1 to 654 and encodes 217 amino acids.